ACGCACGGUACGCACACGCGAUCGAGAGUCAACAAGAUGGCGGAACGAACGAUGUCAGAUCACAGCAGGCACACAAGAAUCGUUCGUAUUUUGUCUGCCCUCUUCUACGGAUUGACAUCAUUUACACUUGUUAUGGUAAACAAGAGUGUUCUGACGAAUUACAAAUUCCCAUCUUUCCAGUUCCUUGGUGUCGGACAGAUGGUCACUACAAUUCUGGUGUUAUACGUGGGUAAAAAGCUGCGCAUUGUGAGCUUCCCGGACUGGAGCAGACAGAUUAUCACAAAGAUAUGGCCACUGCCGUUAGUCUACAUGGGCAAUCUGUGUUUUGGCCUCGGAAGCACGAAGAGAUUAAAUUUACCAAUGUUCACAGUGCUUAGGCGAUUCUCUAUUCUAUUUACAAUGAUAGGAGAAUACAUUGUUUUAGGACAUAAAGCCUCUCUGAAGGUACAGAUAGUGGUCUGCGUGAUGAUACUGGGUGCAUUUGUCGCAGCAAGUGGCGAUUUGGCGUUUGAUGCCUUAGGUUAUUUCUUCAUUCUGAUGAAUGACUUUUUCACAGCUGCCAACGGGGUAUUCAUCAAGAAAAAGCUAGAAUCCAAGGAUUUGGGAAAGUACGGACUUUUGUAUUACAAUGCCCUCUUCAUGAUAGUUCCUGCUCUCUUCGUGUGCUACUCCUCCGGCGAUAUUGAGAAAGUCUGGGCGUUUCCUUUAUGGAACGAUCCCACUUUUAUUGUACAGUUUGUAUUGUCUUCCAUAAUAGGGUUUAUAUUAAUUUAUUCAGUGGUGCUCUGCACAGCGCACAACUCGCCUCUGACAACGACGUUUGUGGGCUGUCUCAAGAAUAUAAUGAUAACCUACAUUGGUAUAUUUUUUGGAGGGGACUAUAUAUUCAGUGUGGUCAACUUCGUCGGCCUCAACAUGAGUGUUGCAGGGAGUGUAGUCUACUCCUAUUUCACCUUCACAGAAAACCAAAAGCCUGCGAUGACCUCAUCGCCAGAGUCAGCGGCUGAUAAAAAGACUAACGGCAAGGGUAUAAUAAACACUGUAUAGCGGCUGUUACAUGUAGCUGCACUUCGCAUGCUCACACCCUUCAUACACUUCAGUAUUUCAUUACUUUAUCUGGGCAGCUGAAGAUUUUGUCAGUGGUUCAUUCAUGAAAUAGCUGUAGAUGAUAGUAUUCCACUCCAUGACACUGCCACAAUAUCUCUAUUUCUUUGACAUAAUGAGAUGACCCCUGGGAUUCUUGUGUCUUCCAAACAUGAAACAGUUGUUGACACCAUAUUAAGCAUACAUGUAGCAACAGAUACAUGUAAGAUUUCAAUUUGUUCCAGUCAUGAAACAGUAGUUGACAAUUUGUUCAACAUAAGGUAGCUUGGGUAGUGUAUUGUGCUCAACAAUCCACAGUGUUUACUGACAAACAUUUGCAGGCUAUUGGAUAGCCAAAUGUUGCAAUGACACAUUUUUUUAAACGAGUGUUACCCUUUUUUUUCCGACCAAGAAUUCAAUUUGUUUGCAUGUUUUAAGGCCAGUUCAGCGUAAUCAGUUUAUCCUGUCUGUGUUUCCACCACACUACCUCAGAUGUGUAUACCACUAGUGCCACUAUUUCCUUGAGUUCUAGUCAAGUCUUCCCAAGUCCAUCACAAGUCUUCAAACUAUUCAAAUGAACUGGGACAAAGGCAUUCCCUUGUAACUUGUGUGACUUUCCAUUUGUUUUAUUGAACCUGUAUAGACUUAAAGUUGGUGUAUAGGCCCUAUACAGUAAACUCCGGCUAAGUCGGCACUCUCGGGACCCGAGAAUUUGUGACGACUUACACGAAUGCCGACUUUUGCUGUAAGUCGUCACUUUGCCGACUUAUACGUAAAUUGAAUCAUGGAGUAAACAAAUAGAUGGAAUUGCCUACAUGAUCGCGCGGGAUU
Patiria miniata (bat star) is the source of this 1914-nucleotide messenger RNA. RefSeq names its product UDP-glucuronic acid/UDP-N-acetylgalactosamine transporter-like. The record is from RefSeq and is a predicted model, not a curated record. Gene Ontology annotation, cellular component: Golgi apparatus. Lineage: Eukaryota; Metazoa; Echinodermata; Asteroidea; Valvatida; Asterinidae. The transcript is spliced from 11 exons. The coding region runs from base 37 to 1047 and encodes 336 amino acids. Gene Ontology annotation, molecular function: GDP-fucose transmembrane transporter activity; antiporter activity.